GUUACGGACAAAAACUGCAUGACUUCAUCUAUCCGCUGUUGAAUGUCCACGAGGCUGCAGGAGGAGGGUUUCAUGUUUGAAGGCACGCGGAAGAACAAGAAGGAGUCUGAACCUGAGACUGGUGUGCAGCAGCCAACCACCAAUUUAUUUAAUCAUCUAAUGCUGCUUUACUUGCUAUGGCGACAAUAAAGAGCCCUUAAGUGGUGCAUUCAGAGCCAGUCAGGAGGAUUCUGUUUCUGCAGCUCACGCAUCCACCUUCCAAAGGUGUGCCAAGAAUGGAGGAAGAGGAGGGCGCAGCCAAAGCUGGGGAAGACAGCACAGAGAGGAGGGGCUCAGACUUGGGCAUCACGGCCCUCCUAAGCAAAACCAAGGAGUUCUUCCAGACGUGUGAUGUGGAGGGAAAAGGCUUCCUCACCCGCUUGGAUAUGAGGAGGCUCCACAGAGAAGUGCCUCUGUCUGCAGAGGAGCUGGAGGACGUGUUUGACUCCCUGGAUAUGGAUCAUGCUGGUUACCUCACACUGGAGGCCUUUUCCUCCAGAUUCAGUCAGUUUCUGCACGGACGGAGAAUCUCUGUAACAGAUGACCAACAUCAAGCCUCUGGCCCCGUCCUUAAAACAAAAGAAGCUCUUUACCAGAGUCAGUGGGAAGCCAAGCUGUCGGGUGAUGAAGAUGAGGAGGAGAGGCACUUCUGUAUGCUGCUGGAGAGUCUGGGAGCCAUUAAUGUCUUCGAGGAUCCAGGUGAGGUACAGAAUCUUUGGACCCAGUUCAGACGAGAUGAGCCACACCUUUUGUCCAAUUUUGAGGAGUUUCUGGCGAGAGUGACAGUGCAAAUUAAAGAAGCGUACCAGGAGAAGAAGGAGAUGGAGAGUGCUUUACAGAGGAAAGCUGCAACACAUGACAGCGAGAUCCGUCAUUUGUACGAAGAGAUGGAGGCUCAGAUAAAAACUGAGAAGGAACGGCUGCUGUUGAUGGACUCUGAGCGCCUGCAGCUGCGCAGCCAGGACCUGGAGCAUCAGCUGCGGUCAAAGGAGCGAGAGCUUGAGUAUCUUUUCCAGAAGCAGAAACGGUUGGAGCUUCAGUGCAAUGAGCUGAACAGCGAGAAGCAAGAGAGCCACGUGGAGAACCUCAAGCUGAAAAUGACCAACGACGAGCUGUCCAAAGCGCUGGAGUGCACCGGCCAAGAGCUGGCUCUGGCCCAAGAACAGCUGGCCAUGCUGCAGGAGCAGGCCAGACGACUGCAGCAGGAGAAGGAGAUGGAAAUGUACAGAGUAACUGAAGGACUGCAGAGAGAGAAGCAAAGUCUCAUGAGGCAGCUGGACCUUCUCCGGGAGAUGAACAAACAUUUAAAAGAUGAGAGGGACAUGUUCUGUGAAGUGCAGAAGCAGAGGGAAGACCUCGAUGAGAUGUUAGAUGACACAUCCAAGCUGGAACAAAGUGAAGAUGACAAUGAUUCUUCUAAUUGCAUUGUGAUUGACGGCACCUUUUCAAGCCAGCGAAGGCCUUCAGCAAGGACAAACUUGGCAAAUGGGGAUGUCGUUCCUGUCCAAAGUUCACACAGCAGGAAGCCCAAGAGCAGAAAGGAGGCAGGCAAAAUGACUCCGAAGUUGAUGUUGAGAAAUGGAGCAACACAGAGAUCAGAAAUGGUGAAGGCAGGAACAGCUGAGGAGUUUAUGGAUGCACUUCCUGAAGGGUGGCCUCUCCGCCGGGUUAUCUCUAUCGAAGAAGACCACUUGCCGCAUCUUCUUCAAGACGGACCUCAGCCCUUACUGCACCAGCUCAGUGAAGAGGAUGAUGUGAAAGCACAGAGCAAAACUGAAACUCCUGUUGCCAUGGCUACAAAUACCACUUUAGUAAAUCUUUCCAGACACACUGGAAAGCCCGCAGAAGAUGCAUCUGUGAAGAAAUCCUGCUUUGCAAGAGGGAAGACGACACCAGUGUCUCCAAGACAACAGCCUGUGGGGAAAGAGAGCCAGCAAAUGACAAAAGAAAGAACUCUGUUUGCUCCAGACCGUUUAUUUAAGGUGGUACUUGUUGGAGACUCCUGUGUAGGCAAGACAUCCCUGCUGCGCUCCUUCUGUGAGGGGCGUUUCCAUCCCUCAUCAACUACUACUGUGGGUAUUGACUACAGUGUGAAGACAUUAACCCUUGACAGUAUCCAGAUAGCCAUGCAGCUUUGGGACACUGCAGGUCAAGAAAGGUACCGCAGCAUCACCAAGCAGUUCUUCCGGAAGGCGGACGGCGUGGUUGUGAUGUUUGACGUCACACUGGAGGAGAGCUUUAAGGCUGUGCGACCCUGGCUCAACAAUGUCCAGGAAGCGGCAGGAGAAGGGAUCCCUAUUCUCCUUUUGGGCAACAAAAUGGACAUGGAACAAGAGAGGGAGGUGUCAUUUAAAGCAGCGGAGAGACUGGCUUUUGAAAAUAACAUGAUGUUCUAUGAAGUCAGCGCCUACACUGGCAUGAACGUGACAGAGUCUCUGACUCACCUGGCCAGAGUAUUAAUUGAGCAGGAGGACAGGGUGAGAGACACAACUGUCACCCUCACUGCAGCUCACCCCAUUAAAAAGAAAACCUGCUGCAAGUGAAAAAGCACCAUCCAGCUGCAGCAAAUUAGCCAGGAGGAAUUCAAGCGAACAUGCUGGAUAUAAGAAGUACUCAGGCGAUUGUCAGCGAACAUACUGCAUCUUCAACACAAAAGGAAAGUAAGAAUCAGAUUGGUGUUAACAAGCACUUUUCAUUUUGACCCAGAGACGUGGUGCAUAUGCUCAUGUCUGCGUGAAGGAUGACAUUGUCAGGUUAGGGGGAAAGGAUGCUGUAAAGCAAGAAACUUGCAGCAGUUUCAAUAGUGAGACCACUAAUUCUUGUAAAUAUCAAUGCUCCCAACUCCAUAGUGAUGACAAAUGGUUUAUGAACAGUUUAACAGAAAGUCAAUUGAGAGAAAAAUUACACUUUUGAACCAUUUUUAAGGAUUGUUAGCCUAACAUCUCGUACCGUCUGUUAUUAAGACUUUCUAUUUGUCGUUACCUCUAAUUUUUUGAUAUUCCUUGAUUAACAAAUGAAAUAAAGACAUCCUGCAUAUAUGUUUGUUUGUCUUCUGAAA
Messenger RNA from Oryzias latipes (Japanese medaka), 3097 nucleotides. Lineage: Eukaryota; Metazoa; Chordata; Actinopteri; Beloniformes; Adrianichthyidae. The record is from RefSeq and is a predicted model, not a curated record.